AUGGCCAAGAGCAAUCUCACCACAGUAACCAAGUUUAUUCUCGUGGGCUUUACUGACCAUCCCAUGUUGGAAAUUCCCCUCUUCCUGACGUUUCUUGGUUUCUAUCUGGUCACCCUUCUGGGAAACGUAGGGAUGAUGAUUCUGAUCCAAUUGGAUGUCCAGCUCCACACCCCAAUGUACUUCCUCCUGAGCCACCUCUCCCUGCUGGAUGCCUGCUACACCUCAGUCAUCACCCCUCAGAUCCUGGCCACGCUGGUCACAAGCAAGAUGGUCAUCUCCUACGGCCAAUGUGCUGUCCAGUUCUUUUUCUUCACCGUCUGUGCAGGUACAGAGUGUUUCCUACUGGCAGCCAUGGCCUAUGACCGCUAUGUUGCUAUUAGCAACCCACUGCUCUACACUGUGGCCAUGAACCCCAGAAUCUGCUGGAGUUUGGUGGGGGGGGCCUAUGUCUGUGGUGUGUCUGGGGCCAUCCUGCGUACCACGUGCACCUUCACCCUCUCCUUCUGUGACAACAACCAGAUAAACUUCUUCUUCUGUGACCUCCCGCCCUUGCUAAAGCUUGCCUGUAGUGAUACCACAAACCCUGAGAUGGUCAUUGUCUUCUUCGGCAACUUUGUGAUUUUGGCCAAUGCCUUGGUCAUCCUGAUUUCCUACCUGCUCAUCAUCAAGGCCAUUUUGAGAGUGAAGUCUUCAGGUGGCAGGGCCAAGACUUUCUCCACGUGUGCCUCCCACCUCGCUGCUGUGGCCCUUUUCUUUGGGACGCUCAUCUUCAUGUAUCUGCGGAGUGGCUCGGGCAAAUCCCUGGAGGAAGACAAGGUUGUGUCUGUCUUCUACACAGUGGUCAUCCCCAUGCUGAACCCUCUGAUUUAUAGCCUGAGAAACAAGGACGUGAAAACAGCCUUCAGAAAGGUCACUGGUAGAUUCCAGGUGGCCCAGAGCAUGUAG
Molecule: messenger RNA, 945 nt
Organism: Manis pentadactyla (Chinese pangolin)
Lineage: Eukaryota; Metazoa; Chordata; Mammalia; Pholidota; Manidae
Product: olfactory receptor 9I1
Exons: 1
Coding region: 1-945 (314 amino acids)
Biological process (GO): sensory perception of smell; G protein-coupled receptor signaling pathway
Cellular component (GO): membrane
Molecular function (GO): olfactory receptor activity; odorant binding; G protein-coupled receptor activity
Source: RefSeq, a predicted model, not a curated record